This is a messenger RNA of Carassius gibelio (silver crucian carp), 3432 nucleotides long. RefSeq names its product CTD small phosphatase-like protein. The record is from RefSeq and is a predicted model, not a curated record. Gene Ontology annotation, molecular function: RNA polymerase II CTD heptapeptide repeat phosphatase activity. The coding region runs from base 609 to 1442 and encodes 277 amino acids. The transcript has 8 exons. NCBI's taxonomy places the organism in Eukaryota, Metazoa, Chordata, Actinopteri, Cypriniformes, Cyprinidae.
GCACUCCUGUCAUUGCGCGACUGCGCUUUUAUUUUUAAUAGGAGGGAGGGGGUUCCCAGAAAAUACCUCCUCCUGCUGUUCCUCAGCUCUCUCUCGUGAAUAUCAAACACUCGCCGUCUCCAUAUUGGAAGCAGAAAUCAGAAAACACGGGGAAAAAUGAAGAGGCAGUUCUUGACGGUCGCUUAAGCGCACAGCUGUCGGCUAUAGCUCCAGGAGUUUAGACGCAAGCGUUCAGACAUCGCGCGGGGCAUUUAUUCAGACUAACCUACAUUUGGAGGUUUCAUGGUAAACUCGCUAACGCUGUCUUAUAUUAGCAAUCCAGCUUCCAACUAUUUGUUAGCCACUCGGCGCUGGCGCGACUGAUUUUUGUUAUGCGCAUCCGUACGGACUGAUUGAUCAAAUGUGUGUCCGCGACGCGUAUUUUAAUGCAACAAAACGCAAAGAUUAGUGGUCGGGUGCCGUCCAUUCGCCCACGCUAGCCUGAGCGACAGCAGUCUGCUGCUGGCUGGAGAUCUGCCAUUAACUCAACUAACUGUUAGCUGUUAGCACAAGCUGAGACACGGACACGGCCACAACUCGCUGGAAAAAGGAGCUAAUAUCUCGUUUCCAUGGACAACACGUCCAUAAUAACGCAGGUUACGAACCCCAAGGAGGAAGAGAUACUCUCGUCAAAUGCUGAGAAAGUUUCGCUGUCUAACAGCAGUCUGAAGAAGAAGAGGACUCGCAGCAUCUUCAGCUCAUUGUUCUGCUGUUUGAGAAGUUACGAUGCUGAGCCCCCUGCCACCCCUAACAACAACAGCACCCCUCAGCCUCCACCUGUGGAGGAGAACGGAGCUCCACCGAAGUGUGACCAGGUUGAGGUCAUCCCUAUUCCCAGUCCUCCAGAGAAGUACCUCCUCCCUGAAGUUAACAUAAAUGACUAUGGGAAGAAGUGUGUGGUAAUAGACUUGGAUGAGACUCUGGUGCACAGCUCGUUUAAGCCCAUUAGCAACGCUGAUUUCAUCGUCCCAGUGGAGAUCGACGGCACGGUGCAUCAGGUGUAUGUGCUCAAAAGACCUCACGUUGAUGAGUUCCUGCAGAAAAUGGGCGAGCUGUUUGAAUGUGUGCUUUUCACAGCCAGUCUAGCCAAGUAUGCUGACCCAGUGGCUGACCUGCUGGACCAGUGGGGUGUGUUUCGGGUGAGACUCUUCCGGGAAUCCUGCGUUUUCCACAGAGGGAACUAUGUUAAAGACCUUAGUCGGCUCGGGAGAGAGCUCAGGAACGUCAUCAUUGUGGACAACUCCCCUGCUUCCUACAUUUUCCAUCCUGAAAAUGCUGUUCCUGUGCAGUCGUGGUUUGAUGACAUGAAUGACACUGAGCUCCGGGACCUGCUGCCUUUCUUUGAGGGACUGAGCAAAGAGGAGGACGUGUACGGUGUGCUGCAGAACCUGAGGGGCAGGUAGCAGGCUGAGGGGCCAGUGCGAGUCCCCCCGCUCUCUCCUUCAGCCUGCAAUCCUCACCUCAUCCACGCACACCAGGACAUAAACAGACUCGGAAAAUUUAAUGGACACUCAAAUAUUUCUCUUUUGAAAAGUGCUUAUGAUAAACCAAAAAUUCAACUACUCUUUCUUUCCCGUUUUUGAAACGAAAUCUCCAAGUCAUAACCAAUCUCCGAGGUGUCGCUAUGCAGGUAGAAAUCCGUAGGGUUAAAGGACUGUGGGGUUUCCUCUCCGACCCAACAAAGUGCCUUUUUUGAAUGUCAUUUUUAUUGGGGAAAUGAACAUUUUGUACGCGAGAACCUAAUCUUUACAAGAAAUAUAUGCUUUAAAACGGAGGCAGGUCAGACUCUUUUUAUAAAAGCACUGUUAAAGAGGCCAGAGAUUUUUAAAUGUGUAAAGCUGGGUACAUUUCUCCAUUUUCUGUUCUUCUCAUGUUCCUUUUGUUUUCGAUUUUGCUUUAGCUUGUGCCAUUAUAUCGACCGAGACUAUUAUCUAGACUUGUAUAUGUUUAGUAUGUUUUUUUUAAGAGCAAAGGAAUGCAUUUGCACUUGUUAGGUUACUCGUCUCACGUACCACAGCCUCUUUUGCCAACGAACCCCUUAAACCGUGCCAAUCGCUAAUAUUUGUCUCGCAAUCUGACGCUGAAGUACGUUUCGUUUUCAGCGAACAGGCCCGACGCUAAUAUUGGUGCUGGAGACAAAUGUUCGGACAUUUCAAAAACAGAAUUAUAGCCGCUAGUCUUUUUUUUUUGUUUUGGAACUUUACGUUGAUCUCAUUGCCUUUGGUGAAGUAGCGUAGACACUGCAGUUGUUCCCCGCUAAUCGUUUUUAAAGGGGAAGUGUCCUUUAUGGAAACCAGGAUGCACAACUGCAAAUGUAGCCCUUGUGUCGUUUUUAAUUAUUUUCUGUUUGAGUCGCAAGUUCUUCAGAAUUGGUACAGGUCCAUCAUCUUUGUAUAUUUUUUUUAUUAGUUUCGACUUGUUUUAAACCAUACCCUGCUGCUGCUACCACUGUAUACUACACUACAAAAGACCUCCCUGUAGGGUACCACCAGUACCAGCCCAGGGACUAGAGCGCUGUGCAGCUUGUGCCAGAGCAGAACGGACACAGUAAGGCCUCUUGCAGUGCUAAACGAAACCCUUUUUGUCCCAGUGGGGUUUCGAAAGUGUUUGGCGCAAGCUGUGCAGACUCUCCAUCACCACAGUGCCUAAGACGAGAGGAGCAGUGACGGGAUGUCCCGAUCCGCUGCUGAACAGGCAAUAACCUCCCUCUCUCUCUCUGCCCAGAGUCCGCCACGUCACAGUUCGGUCACUACAUGUUGUCCCCCCAGUCUUUCAUCGUCUACCCCUCUCUAUCUCUCUCUCUUCAUCCUGUUCUGCGGAGAGCAAAUCAUUCUCACAUGUAUGGUCUUCUGUCAGUAUUUGAGAUGUAUGGUUCUGUUAUCCCACGCUUGUGCUGUACAGCCUCUCUUCAGUCGUCGACGUCGGUCUUCCAGACUGCCUGGAUAUUUGGCUUGCUAGUAUGAUUUCUAGCUUUCUGUUUGAAUUGUCAAACAAUACUUUUCACAUUUGCAUAUUUCACCUUUUUCUGUGAACACCGUAUAUAGUCCUGGUGAUCUGGCAGCGUCAAAACACUAUUGGUUUUGCUCAGUUGUUGUUUGCUUCUGUUUUUCACAACUGAACUGUCAGGUGCUGUUCUUAAAACACUGUUUUUGUCACUUAAAUAGCUCAAGUCUGCACAUUGUUAAAUUAUGCAUUAUUUUCUUUAUUGUAUUUUUCUUAGUAAGCCAUACGGACACUUUAAAUGGUCCACAGGGGGUUUGAAAUCAGUUCAGAGAGGCUGUACAGUGCUGAGGUCUGGAGUAGAUUUCAAGCUGAAUUGAUUCAUGGUUGUUGUAGGUUUUCUUCCGGACUCUGACAUGUUAUAUUAAAGCACCUUUUUAAAAAACAACACAA